This is a messenger RNA of Plasmodium vinckei vinckei, 669 nucleotides long. Its product is annotated as 40S ribosomal protein S3, putative. Gene Ontology annotation, cellular component: cytosolic small ribosomal subunit; nucleus. Lineage: Eukaryota; Apicomplexa; Aconoidasida; Haemosporida; Plasmodiidae. Gene Ontology annotation, molecular function: structural constituent of ribosome; RNA binding. The transcript is spliced from 3 exons. The record is from RefSeq and is a predicted model, not a curated record. Gene Ontology annotation, biological process: translation. Bases 1 to 669 code for a protein of 222 amino acids.
AUGUCACCUCCUAUAUCAAAGAAAAAAAAAUUUAUUAAUGAUGGUGUUUUUCAAGCUGAGCUAAACGAGUUUUUAGCUCGAAUCUUAGCAGAGGAUGGAUAUUCAGGUGUUGAAGUCAGAGUUACACCAAUAAGAACUGAGGUUAUUAUUAGAGCUACUCGUACUAGAGAAGUCCUUGGUGAUAAGGGACGCAGAAUAAGAGAAUUGACUUCAUUAGUCCAAAAAAGAUUCUUUAAUAAAUCAACAAAUAGUGUUGAAUUAUUUGCAGAAAGAGUAGAGAACAGAGGAUUAUGCGCAAUGGCACAAGCUGAAUCAUUAAGAUAUAAACUUCUAAAAGGUUUAGCUGUAAGAAGAGCAUGCUAUGGUGUUUUAAGGCAUAUCAUGGAAUCAGGAGCAAAGGGAUGUGAAGUUAUUGUUUCUGGUAAAUUAAGAGCCCAAAGAGCUAAAAGUAUGAAGUUUAGAGAUGGAUAUUUAAUAUCUACUGGUGAACCAUCAAAAAGAUUUGUAAACACUGCUACCAGAUCAGCACAAUUAAAACAAGGUGUAUUAGGUAUAAAAGUUAAAAUUAUGUUGCCAACUGCAAUUGAUACCAGAACUGGAUUACCAUCGAUAUUGCCUGAUAAUAUUUCUGUUUUAGAACCUAAAACCGAUACAAUAGAUGCAUUAUAA